Messenger RNA from Acaulospora morrowiae, 261 nucleotides. The record is from the annotation of a GenBank genome assembly. NCBI's taxonomy places the organism in Eukaryota, Fungi, Glomeromycota, Glomeromycetes, Diversisporales, Acaulosporaceae.
AUGGCCAUGGAUAUUAAUUACGAUUUUGAAUCAUUGGAGAUUUUAGAACCUACCAGAAAAGUUAUUAAGGAGAUGAGAUUCAAAAAAAUGACAGAAGUUCAAGCAAGGAUAAUACCACACUUAUUAGCUGGUUAUAAUGUUCUAGGCACUGCUAAAACUGGAUUAGGUAAAACUCUAGCAUUUUUGAUACUGGCAAUUGAACUUCUUCAUAGUCAAAUAUUUGGCAUAAUGAUACUAGACAAAUGGAGAUUCAAAAAUUAA